Molecule: messenger RNA, 750 nt
Organism: Myotis lucifugus (little brown bat)
Lineage: Eukaryota; Metazoa; Chordata; Mammalia; Chiroptera; Vespertilionidae
Product: lysine-specific demethylase 4A-like
Exons: 5
Biological process (GO): chromatin remodeling
Cellular component (GO): nucleus
Molecular function (GO): histone H3K9 demethylase activity; histone H3K36 demethylase activity
Source: RefSeq, a predicted model, not a curated record
CAUGUUGAUGAGUGGAAUAUUGGCCGGCUGAAAACAAUCCUGGACUUGGUGGAAAAGGAGAGUGGGAUCACCAUCGAGGGUGUGAACACCCCGUACCUGUACUUUGGCAUGUGGAAGACAUCCUUUGCCUGGCACACUGAAGACAUGGACCUCUACAGCAUCAAUUACCUGCACUUCGGAGAACCCAAGUCCUGGUACUCUGUUCCCCCUGAGCACGGGAAGCGGUUGGAGCGCCUCGCCAAAGGCUUUUUCCCAGGAAGUGCUCAAAGCUGUGAGGCUUUUCUCCGCCAUAAGAUGACCUUGAUUUCCCCUUUAAUGCUGAAGAAAUACGGAUUCCCUUUGACAAGGUCACUCAGGAAGCUGGAGAGUUCAUGAUCACAUUUCCUUAUGGCUACCACGCCGGCUUUAACCACGGCUUCAACUGUGCAGAGUCUACCAAUUUUGCUACGCGGCGGUGGAUUGAGUAUGGCAAACAGGCAGUGCUGUGCUCCUGUAGGAAGGAUAUGGUGAAGAUCUCCAUGGACGUGUUUGUGAGGAAGUUCCAGCCAGAAAGGUACAAACUUUGGAAAGCUGGGAAGGACAGCACAGUUAUCGACCAUACGCUGCCCACGCCAGAAGCCGCUGAGUUUCUUAAGGAGAGUGAACUGCCUCCAAGGGCCGCGAGUGAGGAGGAGUGCCCAGAGGAGGACAUGGAGGGAGUCGAGGACGGCGAGGAGGGCCACCUGAAGAGAAGGUAAGGCGGCAGCCCUC